Molecule: messenger RNA, 2285 nt
Organism: Toxoplasma gondii ME49
Lineage: Eukaryota; Apicomplexa; Conoidasida; Eucoccidiorida; Sarcocystidae
Gene: MED18
Product: mediator complex subunit MED18
Exons: 8
Coding region: 1005-1913 (302 amino acids)
Source: RefSeq, a predicted model, not a curated record
CCGGCAACUAAAGACACUCUCCUCCGCAAAGGAAACACUUGCCUUUACAGCUGAGUUCUGUCACUGUCAUCCAGACAUUAUCACAAUGAGCGAUCUUGUUGCAUAAAGAGGACCCAGAACCGGUCUCAACUUGCGUUGUGCGUUGACGCAGGUCUCGCUCGACAGCAACGCCCAUGGAGUUGUUCUUCCUCGCUCAGCACUUGCAAGUGGCACCGAGGGUGUUCAGCAGAGUCCAGUUGCCACAAGAGUUUCCUUUCGUAAAAAAGAAUGCUUGGCCUUGGUGACUUAUGCCUUCUGGGCACGAUGCGUUUGCGAGGCGGCGAAAUACAAUGAACAUCCGGCUCGUGAAAGGAGCUCGCGUCACUUGCUGGGGACGCUGCGCGCAGAGGCCCGACUCGGCAUGAUGUCGUAAGUGUACAGAGAUCCUCUCCAGCAAAUAAUACGAGAGAAACUUAAGAAUUCUCGCGAUGAAGAGAACAGAGAGGAGAUACACGUCGACAAGGUCGAAGCGGGCUGUAGAAACGUGCUGGUUCCUCGCAAGUUACCACACACAAUGGUGUGCAGAGAGUCGCAAGGUUGAGCGUCUGCUGAUUUCUCGAGCAUUCCGCAUGCAGAAAUACAGAAGGAGACGUGCCGCCCAGAGGCGCGUCCAUUCUGUAUAUUUGUCUCCCUUAGAUGAUGGCCGUUUAAGGCUACUUUUAUGCAAGCGCCACUGUGUCAACCUCCGAAGGGGCCAGAAGACGUGAGAGGCGACCACGGCCACGGCAACAACUCCGAAGCGCUUCGGCGCCCACCCAGAUAUGUGGGAAUUGGAGCGAGUAAAAGACAAGGAGGAAAUAUAGCGAACCCAAGGGAUUGUCUCAGAGUGAAAAUGGGUGAAAGGAACGGUUAAUCGCUCUUGUUUUCUGCAACAAUUUCGAGAGGGGAAACAGCGAGAACCGCGAACCCGAGCUGCAAUGAGGAAACGGCCCUGUGAAGACUCUUAGUGCUCUUGUGGUAGCCCCAUGGCUCUGGACGAAAGCUGUUAUUCAUAUCGGGAGACACCGGCCUCGACCCCUUCAGCUUCUUCGCUGUUUGACUCAUGGAAUGAGGGAGCGGCAUACGACGCUAUGGCCGAGGCCUGCGUCUUGUUCCAGCAGAGGGAGAAGAAGAACGAAACGGGGGAAGGAGGAUUGAAACGAGGAGAAGGAACCUACAAUGAGUUUUCUUUGCAGUGCCUUCUGCAGGGAGAAGAAGGCGAGCUACAGCAAAAGCUCGAUCUUCUCCACCGGAACGCAAUCUGCUUCAGCGACUGCUGGGACGACUACGAGUGGACGGACAUGAUUUUCUUCCAGGAUAAUCGAUCUGCCUCAAAUGCUUUGGACAUGAAAACAAGCUCGAGCUCCAGCAAGCAACUGUCCGUCAGGAUGUACACUGCACCUGACACGAUGAAAGGUCUAUGCGCAGUUCGUUCGAAGGAAGAAGGCACUCUUGUGAAGAAGGCGGCAAGCCGGCGAAAGUGCAACAUGGUCCGCGUCACCGAGAUCGUGUCGUCCUCAGGCAUUCUCGACGUUCUGCGGUGUCUCGGCUUCAGGCAGAUCACUCAAGUGUUUGUGAAGGCUCGAGUGUAUCUUAGUAAAGUGGGGACGCCGAACAGCGCCAUACUUCUCGUUCAGCGUCAUUAUUCGGAUCCCGAGUACAGCUCGCCUUUGUCGCUUCGCAAACGAGGUCGCGCAGAGCCUGUCGGCGGCUGGCUGAUUGAAGCCAAAGCACGCUGUGAGGGAGACGGGCCAGUCGCAGCGACGACCGACUUUAAUCUGUUCAACUACGCUGCAAAUUUCGGCCCGCUCCUGAAUUUAAGGAGGGUCGAGGAUAACGCCCUCGCUGAAGCUGAACGCGAACUUCUCCAUUCUUCUCAUCCCCGUCGGCUGUGAUUUUUCUGCCGCAACAGUGAACAACUCCGAGACUUUGAACAUGCCCUGGGUCUGGGUGUCAUUUGACUAUCUGCGAGUUGCGACACGGUUGAAUGGCUCGUGUUGCGCACGGUCGGACAGAUGGCACAGGGACGUGCUUUCUCAUGUGUUCUCGUCAUGUUUAUCUUUUCAAGCAGGGACCUCUCAGCAAUCCGACCGAAGUUCCUCCUCUGGGACUUUCUCACCUUCCCUGCGUGUCAGUACUUUGCUCUGUCUGUGUGUUUCGUCUCUAAACUUCUGCGAGGUAGGACACGAGUCGUCAGCUCAGCUAAGAGACUUGCUGUUCUCUCGGCAGCGGAGAGAUAUUCUUUUUUGCCUCUCGAUAGACGGUAG